CCCACUUAAUCGACGGUGCAGGAGACCGUAUACUCUUCGGCUGAGAAACAAAUUUUCCUUUUGUUUUCCCAUCCACUUUCUCGAAGGCCAAACAGAGAGAGAACGAAGGAAAAACCUCAACUAGAAAAAUUCUCAGCGAUGAAGAAGCUAGCGAGACAAUUGAGGAAGUCACAGGACGAUGACUUCUCUCUCCCUACGUGGGACGACCCUACUCUCAACGAUUCUCGUCCCCUAGACAUUCAAGAACAAGAAGAGUUGGUGCGUUCAUUCGAGAAGAGUCAAGCUCAGCAGAGUCGUUUAUGGAGGCUUUUGUUUGCAUCACUUCUCUUUUGCUUCACUGCGUUUCUGUUAUACUCGAUCUUCCAGCAGGUUUUGUCUCCAUGGGAAUUGCGUUAUCAUGCUUACUUCAUGGAGGAGUUGCACUCAUGGAUGAUUAUAUCAGCAGAUUGGCUAGCUGUUAUAGCAUGUUCAUCAGCCAUCAUAGGAUUACUUCAUGAUUCAAAGCAUCACCGGCGAUGGAUUUGGUACUCACUAUUUACUGGCAUUAUACUCGCAGUUUUCUGGUUGUAUUACAUGUUGAGAUUGCCAAGGUUCCGCUGGGAUGUAAUCUGGCUUCCAUUUGGACCUCUAAGUGGAGCAGGACUCACUCUGUACGUCGAUCAUCUACUAACUGAGUCAUCAGAAGAGAUAAGAAAACUUCGAGGCUAUAUGUAUGCUUACAAAGCUAGCUGAAUCUCGUGUUUGUUUGUCUUUGACAUUGAUCCAAGAUAGAUAGCACAGGGAGUAGACUAAAAGUGUGACUCUGGUAUGAGGGAGCUCGUAUGAGCUGCGUUAAUCGCAUGGAAAAAUCCUUGUUAAACUCUAAGACUUUCUGUAUUGGGGAUUUGCAGGCUUCAUAUCUGCACAAAGAGUAUCAUAAAAGACCAAAAGAAAAAUAAGUUGAACGAAUUUUAUUUAUACUUUAUGUAAUAUUUAUAAACAGACCUUUUGAGGAACGGUAUUGUUUUCCUAACAAAAGAUGUUACUAAAACCAUGUUAGUCGCGGAGGGCUGGACAAAAUGUUUUUUUUACAACUUUUAGCGCCGGUUUCUGUACUGCUGCGUUUGUUGCUUUUUGAAACGUUCUAAACAAAUAUGGAUACUUUUGUAAAUUGCAUGU
Messenger RNA from Prunus mume (Japanese apricot), 1158 nucleotides. RefSeq names its product histone-lysine N-methyltransferase. Lineage: Eukaryota; Viridiplantae; Streptophyta; Magnoliopsida; Rosales; Rosaceae. The record is from RefSeq and is a predicted model, not a curated record.